Molecule: messenger RNA, 846 nt
Organism: Medicago truncatula (barrel medic)
Lineage: Eukaryota; Viridiplantae; Streptophyta; Magnoliopsida; Fabales; Fabaceae
Product: uracil-DNA glycosylase, mitochondrial
Exons: 7
Coding region: 1-846 (281 amino acids)
Biological process (GO): base-excision repair; base-excision repair, AP site formation via deaminated base removal
Molecular function (GO): uracil DNA N-glycosylase activity
Source: RefSeq, a predicted model, not a curated record
AUGGCUUCUUCAUCUUCCAAACCUGAUCAUGCUUCCAAGGACAUGAAAACCGAUGGCUCCUCCACCCUCUCUGCUGCAAAAAAAUCGAAGAGAAACCGCAAAAUCUGCCUCAAAAGGCUUCCUAAACACAAUGACAAAUCUAUGGUUACGGGUCGCAUUAAACUACCUGAUAUGCUUGUGGAACAAUCUUGGUUGGAAGCUUUACCUGAUGAAUUUCAGAAAUCGUACGCCCUGGCUCUUUGCAUGUUCGUUGGAAAUGAGUAUUUUGCUUUCAAAGAUUCUGUAUAUCCUCCUCCGCAUUUGAUUUUCGAUGCUUUUAACACUACUCCUUUUCAUUCUGUUAAGGCUGUGAUCCUUGGCCAGGAACCUUAUUCUGGACCUGGUCAAGCAAUGGGGCUAUCAUUCUCGGUUCCUCGAGGAGUCCAAUUUCCAUCCACUUUGAAGAAUGUACUUAAGGAGGUUAAGAAUGAUCUUGAUUGUAAGGUUCUACGUCAUGGCAAUCUUGAAAAAUGGGCUCUGCAGGGCGUUCUCUUGCUGAAUGCUGUUCUCACAGGUAGGAUAAAUGAAAAUAAUGCAAAUGCACAUGCAAACAUAGGCUGGGAACAAUUUACGGAUGCUGUUAUCAAAACGAUCUCAGAGAAGAAGGAAGGACUUGUGUUUCUGCUGUGGGGAGAGUAUGCUCAGGAGAAAAUUCGCUUAAUUGAUCAAACCAAGCAUCAUAUUCUGAAAGCUGAACAUCCUUCUGGAGCUACUGUGAAAGGAGGUUUCUUCGGCUGCAAGCACUUCUCUAAAACUAACCAAUAUCUGGAGCAAAAUGGGAUUGGUCCCAUAGAUUGGAAAUUUUAA